AACAAACUGGAUUGCUGCAUCUCCUUUGAUUUGGAGACUUCAGGAUGACUCCGGAUUGGGUAACCGUGAACGCAUAUUUCUUGGUGUUUGCCCCUUGCUUACCCAGUUUCACAAAGGGGAGAGAAUGGGGGUUAACACAUAAGUCAUGCCUCGCGGCGACCCUCCCAAGAUGUGAGGUUUCCAUCUUCGUUUCCCCCAUCGAUCGCCUUUUCCUCUGACGACCAUUCAAAUUCCAUUAAUCUUUUCCAUCAAAAAGCUCUCGGUUGGGUCCGUUUCUCGUCGUCGGAAUCUUGUUUUCCUCCAGACUGCCGGCCAUGCAAAUCUCUCCUCCCCGCCACCGCCGCGGCGGUGCCCCAAACCCGAUCCGCAUACGCCGACAAUCCAACAGCCCCCUCUUCGCCGGCCGGAGCCCCGCCCCGUGGUCCCCAGCGCAACCGACCCCGCUAUCUGGACGGAGCACAAACUUUCCACCGUUCCCUGUGAGCCCCGUGUCGAUGACGACAGACUGCGAGAGGGAGAUGUCGCCUUCGGAUAUGAUGCCCCCGCCUCCAAGGCCGACUGAGUAUCUUGCGGGAUACGGAUGGGCAGGGGACAGCGGUGGUAGGCGAGAGAGCGUCGAAAGUAGAACGGGGGGUGUACCGGGAACACCUUUGAGUACCCCCGUGGAUGCCUCCUCGUCUGCGGGAUUCGCGAUGGCGAUGAGGGGACGGAGAGAGGCGAUGCGGGAGCUGAUGGGGACGGGCGAGUGUGUCACGUCGCCAAGGUCUCCGAGAUGGAGGGGUGGCGGAUGGCGAAGCCUUAGGAGAAUGCCGAAUCUCGCGAGUAGAAUCAUCGGGAGCAAUGGAACCUCUCAUGAGACGGCUGAAUUGAGUGGACUGUAUGGGAGGGUCGUUGAGAUUGUGGACGAGCGUGAGGGCUUGGAGCACGCGGUCUCUGACGGGAAUGACCUAUCCGGGAGGGUAGUCGAGAUGGAAAAUGAGAGCGAUGAGGCCGCUGAAUACAAGCCAGAGGGCCAUGCCACGGCAUUGAGCGUCUAUCGAGAGGGGGGAGGCCAUACCCAGCCGAUCUCUUGGUGGAAAUACCCCUGGGUUGUUCUGAUGCUGGUUCUCUUUAUGCUGUUUGUUCCAAGUUACAAGGAUAUCUUCUGAACGAGGACGGGGAGACGGCCAAAUGCUCACGGAUAUUUGUAAUACCUGUGAUAGAUUUCCUCGAUGUCGAUGGCAGCAUAGAAGGGAUGACAGCUUGUUGUGGG
Molecule: messenger RNA, 1252 nt
Organism: Colletotrichum navitas
Lineage: Eukaryota; Fungi; Ascomycota; Sordariomycetes; Glomerellales; Glomerellaceae
Exons: 1
Coding region: 315-1148 (277 amino acids)
Source: RefSeq, a predicted model, not a curated record